AUGAGCAUCAAAUUAGAAGGUGUAGAAGCAUCUACCGUGACCCGGGAGACUAGACAAACCUCCCAAAUUAAUAUGAUCUUUGCGUACAUUGAUAAAUCAUUGGAAUCAUUAGUGCCGGAGAAAAAGGAAGAUGUCGCCAAGAUAAGUCUUUCCGACUAUAAAUUGGAUAAUAUCAAUAUCUGUGAAGCGAUACAUGAAAGAUAUAAUGCUGAGAUAAUUGGGAAAAAUUUAUUUAUCAAGUAUGAUGGAUAUGAUAAGGAAGAAAUUCACUACCAACUAACAAAUUCAGCCAGGACACAUAACCCAAACUGGGGCGUAAAUUCUAAUGUAAUAUGUGUGGUAGGAGGUGAUAAUUUUCGACCAGAUAUUGGCAUUUGGUUUCGGAAGCCAACAUUUGCACAACGGUCAAGGCCCAUUGCCAACUCGUGCCCACCUCCAAACGUAUGGAUAGAGGUUUUCUAUAACAGAGAGCCAGAUCGUAGUCACGCUUUAUCUAAAAUUGAUUUAAUUCAGCAACACUUGACAAACAUAGAAUAUGUCGGAAUCGCUAUCCCCUAUGCAGUCAAUCCAAUUCACCAGAACCAAAAUCCCUGGACAGUUACGACACCUGCAACUCCAACACCCGAAAUGCCUGCCAGAGCCCCAUAUAUAAUCCAUUUGCGGGAUGUGAAUAGCAUUCCGGUUUAUUAUAGAAUGGACUGGAAUGAACAUCUAGUCCUUAGAUGUGAUUGGAGAAUUGAAUUCAACAUUGUGCUUAAUGUAAUUUCUCAACCUUAG
Diversispora eburnea is the source of this 777-nucleotide messenger RNA. The record is from the annotation of a GenBank genome assembly. Lineage: Eukaryota; Fungi; Glomeromycota; Glomeromycetes; Diversisporales; Diversisporaceae.